UUUCAGCGCGCGGGUUUACGACAGUGCGGCGUGUUUACGGCCUCUCAUGAUAAUUGCAGUGAUAGAGGUAAACAAGCAAACUCGGCGUGACUUUCCGCUCCUAUAAGUGCGAAUACCAUAAAGAGAGUGACAAUGCUGCUCCAAAAUCGAGCUGUGUUUGCUCUUGGUCUUCGCAUGUGCUCCACUCAUGUGUCGAGAGGACAUUUGGUGGACACAGCGAGACCCAACUCAGACAUGUCUGAAUUCCGCGAGGUCUUUUCCAAAGCCAAGCACAUAGCAAUCAUCACAGGGGCCGGUGUGAGUGCAGAGAGUGGAGUACCAACCUUCAGGGGAGAAAAUGAGAAGUGGAGAAAGUGGCAAUCUCAGGACCUGGCAACCCCAGAGGCUUUCUCCCGCACCCCGUCACGGGUCUGGGAGUUCUACCACUACAGAAGGGAGAUGACUUUGGGCAAGAGACCCAACGCUGCCCAUCUGGCUAUAGCAGAGUGUGAGGCCCGGCUGAAGAAGCAGGGACGCUCAGUGGUCGUCAUCACCCAGUGCAUCGACGACCUGCACCGACAGGCUGGGUCCAAACAUGUGCUCAAGGUUCACGGCAAUCUGAUGGAGACGCGCUGUGUGAGUUGUGGACAUGUGACCGUGAACAAGCGAAGCCCCAUAUGCGCUGCCCUAAAGGACAAAGGCUCACCUCACCCAGAUGUUGCUGAUGCCCAGAUUCCUGUGGAUAAACUGCCAAGGUGCGGCGAACCUGACUGCCACGGUCUUCUGAGGCCCAACUUGGUGUUUUUCGGAGAAACCCUGGACUCUCACAUCCUGACCAAAGUGGAGAAAGAGAUGGAAACAUGUGAUCUCUGUCUGGUGGUGGGCACGUCUUCAAUCGUUUACCCAGCAGCCAUGUUUGGCCCCCAGAUUGCAUCGAGGGGCAUCCCGGUGGCGGAAUUUAACACAAAUCCUACUCCAAAAUCGGAGUACUUCACGUUCCAUUUCCAGGGCCCAUGUGGAACCACGCUGCCUCCAGCUUUGGCGCGGCAUGAGUCAGAGGUUGUUUAAAAGCUUGUUUGUAAAGAGAACAACUUUACAAACACCAACCAAUGGCUUUUUCUACAUACUAAUGCAAUCCAAUGCUGGGCGGAG
Epinephelus fuscoguttatus (brown-marbled grouper) is the source of this 1131-nucleotide messenger RNA. RefSeq names its product NAD-dependent protein deacylase sirtuin-5, mitochondrial-like. Gene Ontology annotation, molecular function: protein-malonyllysine demalonylase activity; protein-succinyllysine desuccinylase activity; NAD+ binding. NCBI's taxonomy places the organism in Eukaryota, Metazoa, Chordata, Actinopteri, Perciformes, Serranidae. The record is from RefSeq and is a predicted model, not a curated record. The transcript has 9 exons. Bases 133 to 1047 code for a protein of 304 amino acids.